Messenger RNA from Thlaspi arvense, 1917 nucleotides. Lineage: Eukaryota; Viridiplantae; Streptophyta; Magnoliopsida; Brassicales; Brassicaceae. The record is from the annotation of a GenBank genome assembly.
AUGACGACAACUCAUCCAUGCGUUAUCGGUCAAAGAAUCUCCGUUCCUCAAUUCCACCUCCUCUUCAAUACAAAAUCUCCAAAUCAGGAGCUCUCGAACAAUAAACGGUCGAAUUUCUGCGUAUCCAUCGGUCUACCUCGAUCCUUCGCUUCUUCUGUAUCAAACCGGAACCCUAAAAACCCAUCACUGAGUUGUCUGCGCAAUUGCGCCGCCGUUGAUGGCCCUGAGACCAGUUCGUCUGAUGAUAAGUGGGAUUGGGGUCGCUGGAACCGACACUUUUCCGAGAUUGAAGAAAUCGACAGCGUAGUUUCUCUUCUCAAGUUUCAGCUUGAAGAGGCAAUCGAAAAAGAAGACUUUGCAGAAGCAGCAAAGUUGAAAAAAGCUAUUGGAGAAGCAACUGUGAAUGAUGCUGUCGCUGAGAUCAUGUGCCAGUUACAGACUGCAAUACGAGAAGAACGUUACCAUGAUGCUUCCAGUUUAAGCAGACAGACAGGAAGUGGACUGGUGGGUUGGUGGGUUUGUUAUCCUCAAGAUUCUGAGGAACCAUUUGGCAGAAUUGUACGCAUAACUCCAGGUGUUGGUAGGUUUGUUGGCAAGAGUUACAGUCCAAGAGAGCUGGUGACCGAAGCAGCUGGAACACCUCUGUUUGAGAUUUUUGUUGUUAAAGACACUGACGGAGGAUACGCGAUGCAGGUGGUGUAUUUGCAACAUGUCAAGCAAAAACCAUCGCUUUCCGAGAAUCCCUCUCCAAGUGCAAAGCAAUCAUCGAAUACCUCAAUGGAGAGCCCAUCCAUUCUAGAUGUACGAGGAAGUGAAGUGAAAGUGGAUAAAAAAGAAGAUAAACUACUAAAUGCUGAGGAACCAAAUGAAGAAGGGAUUCAAAAUGUGUUUAAAUUUCUAAAAGACAAGAUCCCAGGGCUAAAACUGAGAGUCCCCGAUAAAGAGAUCUUAGGCAGUGGUGAUGCUGCUGAAGAGCUGGUCGGAGAAGGCAUUGAGGAAACUAGUUCUGCUGAUGAAGAAGAAGACGAUGACGGUAUUGAAGAAAUUGCAUCUAUGGAUAGUGCAGAUAGUGGAAAGCAAUUGAACCCUAAGGUUUUCAUCGGAGGGGUUCUACACAACACAGAGGAUUCCUCUAUAGAGGACGAGCUUGUCCGUGUUUCGGCAAAUAUAGCGGAUACUGAAAGAGAUUCCUUUGUGUUGCAUGUCCCUGGGAGACGUAAGAGUGAUGCUGAUACAAGAAAAAAUACAUUGUCCAAGGAACAAGUAACAGCUCUUGCAGCUCAAGGAAUUUCGGAUCUGAUGCCAGCAGAGGUUGCCAAGGCGUUCUGGGGUCCAGAGAGACCUGCUUUGAAAGUAUCAAGAAAUCUCCGUGAGAUUGCCAAGCUUGCUAUAAACCAGGCACAAAAAGGAAAUCGGCUCUCGGAGUAUACAACAUUUAAUAGAAUCAUCACUCCUGAAAGCGACCUAGACCCUUUUGAUGGCCUGUAUGUCGGUGCAUUCGGACCUUAUGGCACCGAGAUAGUACAACUUAAACGUAAGUAUGGCCACUGGAAUGAUGAAGAGGAAAGUAACUCCUCAGAUAUUGAGUUCUUUGAAUAUGUUGAGGCUGUGAAGUUGACAGGGGAUCCAAAUGUACCGGCUGGCCAGGUGACGUUUCGUGCAAGGAUUGGGAAGGGGAGUCGCAUGAGGGAUCGUGGAUUGUAUCCAGAGGAAAUGGGAGUGCUUUCGAGUUACAUGGGACAAGGGAGAAUCGCAGACUUUGGGUUUAAAAACCCAAAAUGGGUCGAUGGGCAGCUUCUAAAACUCAAUGGAAAGGGAAUGGGACCAUAUGUGACGAGUGGGGAUCUUGGAUUUCUAUAUAUUGGCCCUGAGAAGAGUUUCUUGGUCGUUUUCAACCGUCUGAGACUGCCUGAGUGA